AAUCUCUUGGAAUAUGCGUUGUCAUGUUAGCUAGUCAACUCUAGUCAAGCACAGCUGUUAAACUUUUGAACUAAUUCCCUUGGAGUGGCCGCGAGAGGAGGAGGAAUGAGGGCUAAGCUAUGGAGCGACGAGCGGGUGCGAACGCUCGUCCUGGUGAAUCUCGCCAGUGUCAUGGAGCAAGCGGACGAGGCGCUCCUCCCAGGUGUGUACAAAGAGAUAGGCGAGAGCCUCCACACGGGCCUAGCGGCACUUGGGUCUCUCACGCUCCUCCGAUCGAUCACCCAAGCGCUGUGCUUCCCUUUCGCCGCUUACUUCAGCCUCCACUACGAUCGCUCCAAAGUGAUCGCCAUCGGCGCUUUCCUGUGGUCAAUUGCCACGUUCUUCGUGGGGAUCUCUCAAACCUUCACGCAAGUAAGUCGUAGAUCCAUCGUACUUAGCUCUAGAUCUCGAUCGCUUCGCUUAGUGGGUCUUGGAUAUCUCGCGCAGAUCGCAGUGUGGAGAGCUCUCAAUGGAGUCGGGCUGGCGCUGGUCGUCCCCGCGAUCCAGUCGCUCGUAGCUGAUGCUUGCGACGAAUCCAAGCGCGGCCAGGCGUUUGGAUGGCUGCAGCUCACGGGCAGCGUGGGGACGAUACUUGGUGGGUUCUUGUCGAUCAUCUUGGCCGGGACGAGCUUCCUCGGGAUCUCGGGAUGGAGGCUCUCGUUCUUGCUGGUGACGGCCAUCAGCGUGGUUCUCGGGAUCUUGCUCUUGAUCUUCGCGGUGGAUCCUGCCGCCAAAGCGAAGAGGGAGCGGGGAUUUGCCGGAGUGUGGAGUGGCCUCAAAGAAGCGACUCAAGAAGGAAAGAUGGUGAUCAACGUAAAAACUUUCCAGUUCUUGGUAGCGCAGGGUGUUGUUGGCACCUUCCCUUGGGCAUCGCUAGCGUUUGCUCCACUUUGGCUGGAGCUCAAAGGAUUCAGCCACACGCACACAGCGUUUCUUCUCGGCCUGUUCACGGCUUGCGGAUCUCUGGGAGGCCUCUUCGCUGGAACUUUGGGAGACACCAUCUCUAAACAUCUCCCGGACUCUGGGAGAAUCAUCCUCGCUCAGUUUAGCUCCGGCUCUGGAGUGCCACUUACGGCGAUUCUACUGCUGGGCUUGCCACCGAGAUCUAAUUCGCUGCUGCUCCACGCUCUCAUCUUCGCCGUGCUAGGAUUUUGUACGUCGUGGAAUGCUCCAGCCACCAACAAUCCAAUCUUUGCGGAGAUCGUCCCCGAGAAGUCCCGGACAACGAUCUACGCAUUGGAUCGGUCCUUCGAGUCGGUUCUCGCUUCGUUUGCUCCUCCCAUCGUGGGCUUGCUCGCGGAGCACUUGUAUGGAUACGUGCCGCCGCCACCUACGUCCAAGAAUCCAGUGGAGGCUAACAGUGGCGAUGCCGUGUCUCUGGGAAAGGCCCUCUACACCGCCUAUGCCAUACCCAUGGCGACUUGUUGCUUGACAUACACCUUCCUCUACUGGUCGUAUCCCAAGGACCGGGACAGGGUGGUGAAUUCGUUCCAAGCUCAAACCGAGAUGAGCACUGGCUUGAGCAAGGUGACUUACGAGAAGUCGAGCAAUGGUUAUUUUGUAAACGAGGAGCUGCAAGAGGACAAGGAAGAGCAUGAGCCAGAAGCAGAAAAUGAGCUUACCAGCAUUAUCGGUUCUUAACAUAUGGUUACAAAAACUUGGGAAGAUUGUUGAGCGGAUUCUUGUUCGAUCGCCAAAGUUUUGCAAAUUUUAGAUGAAAGCUGAUCAACUAUGAAUGUAAAGAGUGGAACUUAUCUGA
Molecule: messenger RNA, 1798 nt
Organism: Selaginella moellendorffii
Lineage: Eukaryota; Viridiplantae; Streptophyta; Lycopodiopsida; Selaginellales; Selaginellaceae
Product: MFS-type efflux pump MSMEG_3705
Exons: 3
Coding region: 106-1680 (524 amino acids)
Biological process (GO): transmembrane transport
Cellular component (GO): membrane
Molecular function (GO): transmembrane transporter activity
Source: RefSeq, a predicted model, not a curated record